AGUUACCAGUUUCGCAUCCAUUCUACUUUUUCCCGGUUUGUUUUUGCUUGUUUCGCUCUCUUCUCGAAUACCAUUUGCCCCCCCCCCCUCCUCCCUCCUCACGUGGCAGCAUCGCAUUCAUACGUUACAUCGGCACUUCUUUACACACGAUCGCACACAAUAUCCAGUAAUAGCCAAUGUCUCUUGCCUUUGACGAGUACGGCCGCCCUUUCCUCCUUGUGAAGGAGCAGGAGCAGAAGGAGCGCGUGAGCGGCAUAGAGGCGCAGAAGGUAAACAUCCUCGCUGCCCUCGGUGUGGCGAACGUGCUGAAGUCGAGCCUCGGUCCUCGCGGCAUGGACAAGAUUCUCACCACGCCGGAUAACGAGGUGGUCGUGACGAACGACGGGGCGACCAUUCUGGACCUGAUGGAUAUCGACAACGAAAUCGGCCAGCUCAUGGUGGAGCUGAGCAAAUCGCAGGACUCCGAGAUUGGCGACGGCACGACGGGCGUGGUGUGCUUCGCCGGUGCGCUGCUGGAGCAGUCCGUUGCGUUGCUCGACAAGGGCCUCCACAGCUCUCGCAUCUCUGAGGGCUUCGAGAAGGCGUGUGAGAUUGCGUGCAAGCGUCUGGAGGAGGUCGCCGACGUGAUGGCGCUGGACAACAAAACGUUCCUGCUUCAGACAGCCCGCUCUACCCUCAACUCGAAGGUCGUCAACCGCGACCGCGACCGUCUGGCGCAGAUCUGCGUCGAUGCCGUGCUUGCCGUGGCGGAUAUGGAGCGCCGCGAUGUGAACAUGGACCUGAUCAAGGUGGAGGGCAAGGUGGGUGGCCGUCUGGAGGAGACCUGCCUGGUGGACGGCAUCGUGCUGGACAAAGACUUCUCGCACCCGCAGAUGCCGAAGCAGCUGACGAACCCCAAGAUGGCGAUCCUCACUUGCGCGUUCGAGCCGCCGAAGCCCAAGACGAAGCAUACUCUGCAGAUCAACAGCGCCGAGCACAUGAAGGAGCUGCACGCGCAGGAGCAGGAGUACUUCCGUUCCGAGGUGCAGCGCUGCAAGGAUGCCGGCGCGGACUUGGUCAUUUGCCAGUGGGGCUUCGACGACGAAGCGAACUACCUGCUGUACCGCAACAACCUCCCCGCAGUGCGCUGGGUGGGCGGGGUGGAGCUGGAGAUGAUCGCGAUUGCCACAGGUGGCCGCAUCGUGCCGCGUUUCGAGGACCUGACGGCGGACAAGCUCGGCACCUGCGGCUGCGUGCGCGAGGCGAACUUCGGAACGACGAAGGACCGCAUGAUCUUCAUCGAGAAUUGCCCCAAUAGCAAGGCCGUCACGGUGUUCAUUCGCGGUGGCAACAAGAUGAUGAUUGAGGAGGCGAAGCGCUCGCUGCACGACGCCAUCUGCAUGGUGCGCAAUCUGAUCCGCGACAACCGCAUCGUCUACGGCGGUGGCUCCGCGGAGCUGGCGGCCUCGUCGGCCGUGUUGGCCCACGCGGAUGCCGUCUCCACGGUGGACCAGUACGCAAUCCGCGCCUUUGCCGAUGCCCUCGAGACCAUCCCGAUCAACCUCGCCCUCAACAGCGGUCUCGAUCCCAUCCGUGCGCUGUCCGACGCCCGCAAGGCCCAGCUGGACGGCAAGAACCCGUACGCUGGCAUCGACUGUAUGGAUCGCGGCACGAUCAACAUGAAGGAGCAGGAAGUCUUCGAGACGCUGAGCGGCAAAUGCUCCCAGCUGCGCCUCGCCACGCAAGUGGUGAAGAUGAUCUUGAAGGUGGACGAUGUCAUCGUGACGAAGCCGGAGGUGGAGCAGCAGCAAUAG
Molecule: messenger RNA, 1793 nt
Organism: Leptomonas pyrrhocoris
Lineage: Eukaryota; Euglenozoa; Kinetoplastea; Trypanosomatida; Trypanosomatidae
Product: putative chaperonin containing t-complex protein
Exons: 1
Coding region: 177-1793 (538 amino acids)
Biological process (GO): protein folding
Cellular component (GO): chaperonin-containing T-complex
Molecular function (GO): ATP binding; ATP-dependent protein folding chaperone; ATP hydrolysis activity
Source: RefSeq, a predicted model, not a curated record